AUGGAGAGUGUGGACCUGGUAGUGGUGGGCGCCGGCUGGAACGGGCUCGCUGCUGUCAAGACCUACAUCGAGGUCAAUCCGAACAGCAAUGUCUUGUUACUAGAGGCGGCCAGUUCCGUCGGCGGUGUAUGGGCCACGCACCGUCUUUACAAAGGCCUCAAAUCAAAUAACAUGCUCGGCACCUACGAGUAUAGCGAUUUCCCAAUGGACGAGGCUACCUUUGGCGUGAAGCCCGGUCAGCAUAUCCCCGGUGAAGUGAUCCAACGUUACUUGGUCGCCUACGCAGAGCAUUUCAAGUUCCUCGAUCGCGUCCGCUUGAAUCAUUCCGUAGACAGCGCCGAACGUAGCCUCGAUGGGUCUUGGAAACUCCUCGUGUCGCGUCCGGAGGGUUCCUUGACUAUUGAGACUAAAAAGUUGAUCGUCGCGACGGGAAUUACUUCCCAGGCGUACCUGCCUACCUUCAAGGGGCAGGAAGACUUUGACGCCCCCUUGUUUCACUGCCGGGAUAUGCUACAGUAUGAGGGCGAGGUCUUCAAGUCUGAAGAGCCGGUGACUGUCUUUGGUGGUACAAAGUCUGCUUGGGAUGCGGUUUAUGCGUGCGCGACGGCAGGCAUGAAGGUUGACUGGGUCAUCCGGGAGUCCGGACACGGCCCUUGCUGGAUGGCGCCGGCUUACGUGACCCCACUGAAGAAAUGGCUGGAAAAGCUAGUCACCACGCGGUUCUUGACUUGGUUCAGUCCCUGCAUCUGGGGUGAGGCCGAUGGAUACUCUGGCGUGCGGGGCUUCCUACACGGCACCUGGCUGGGAAGGAAGAUAGUCGAUGCUUUCUGGGCCGUGUUGGCCGAUGAUGUAGUGCAACUAAACGGAUACGACAAGCACCCGGAGAUGAAGAAGCUCAAGCCCUGGAUCAGCCCGUUCUGGAUCGCCUCCUCGCUAAGUAUCCUGAACUACCCAACCGACUUCUUCGAUCUAGUCAAGGACGGUUCAAUCAAGAUCCACGUCGCCGAUCUGGACCAUCUCUCAACCCACACCGUCCACCUCUCUACAGGCGCCGCUCUACCCACCACAGCCCUCAUCUGCGCAACAGGCUGGCGCUGCACGCCUAACCUGAAAUUCCUGCCCGAGGGCAUCGACCGCGAUCUCGGAUUCCCCUGGAGCACAGACCCGCUAGACGGCAAGAUGGUCGAAGCUGCCGACGCAGAAAUCCUCCGCCGCUUCCCUCGCUUGAACGAUCAGCCCGUCUUGAAUCCUAAAUUCCAGCCCCUCGACGACGCUUCCGAGGCCGCGGCGCCGCAUCCCUUCCGUCUGGCCCGUUUCAUGGUCCCCCUUUCCACGCUCAAGGAGCGUUCUCUGGCCUUCAUGGGUGUUCCCAUGACCAUCAACACGACCUUGGUGGCCCAAACGCAGGCGCUGUGGAUCUCGGCCUAUUUCGAUGGCCAACUUACGCCUGUCUCGACCGAACGCUGUCCCCCUGCUGUCCGGGCUUGUUCUGACUCGAAGUCGGAAGAUGACUCCGAGCUUGAUCUCGCUUGGGAGACUACUUUGCACUCUGAGUUUGGCAAGUAUCGGUACCCGGGUGGAUUUGGGAAGCGGAAUCCUGAUUUUGUCUUCGAUGCUAUCCCGUACAUUGAUCUGAUGCUGCGGGAUCUGGGCUUGUCUCCUGAGCGCAAGAAGAGUAUGCUGGCACGAUGCUUCCAGCCGUAUGGGGCGGAGGAUUACAGGGGUUUGGUGGAAGAGUGGAAGGCUAAGGUCUGA
Penicillium verhagenii is the source of this 1755-nucleotide messenger RNA. RefSeq lists its product as uncharacterized. The coding region runs from base 1 to 1755 and encodes 584 amino acids. The record is from RefSeq and is a predicted model, not a curated record. NCBI's taxonomy places the organism in Eukaryota, Fungi, Ascomycota, Eurotiomycetes, Eurotiales, Aspergillaceae. The transcript has 2 exons.